AUGCCCGCCCCAAUUGGGAAUAACAAUGCAAAUGUUGUAAAUGGCUCAUGCGGCUUUUCCCAGCCCUCUGGUGUUCCGGAUGUUCCAUCCUUUGCCGGGAGGGAGCCUGUAAAUAUUGCCAACAUCACGCCAAGCAGCCAGCCAAAUGAUGCCCCAUCAAAUGCCGGAGCGGUGCCGGAUUACCCUGUCCCUGCGUAUGCAGCAUGGUUUUCUUUAGAUUCUAUCCAUGGCAUUGAAAAGCGAGCAUUUCCAGAGUUCUUUCCACCGUCUUGCACAGAUUCCGCCGAGACGGCCACCGUAUCCCAAUAUAGGCACGCUCGCAAUUUUGUGAUUCAGACGUGGCGCUCCUCAGCGGGCUCGCCACCAGUGUACACAUCUGUUACAGCCAUUAGGAGGCAUUUGGCGAUGGACGUCGCAGCUUUAUUGAAAAUCCACUCGUUUCUUGAACGGUGGGGCCUCAUAAACUGGAUUCCUGAUGAAUUGUAUCACUCUUUGAAGGACCCUUCGCUUAACCUUUGUAUGGAUUGCUUUGGCGAUGGGCGGUUUUCGUCCCAAUAUUUCAGUGGAGAUUUUGUAAAAUUGGGGAUAUCCUCUGAAGAUGGCGGCUGGUCGGACCAAGAGCUGCUAUACCUGUUUGAGGGCAUUGAGAUGUUUGCUUCAGAGUCCUCCGGACCGGAGGCUUGGGAGCGUAUUUCGACACACGUCCAGACUCGGUCUUCAAGCGAAUGCAUAAGGAAGUUCAUCACGCUCCCGGACAUGCAGGCCGAAAAAACAGCCUCUUUUGAGCUUUUUUCAAACUCCCUGGCAAGUUCAUCAAACAAUCCAAUUGCAGCGCUUGUCGCCACGCUCUCCUCUGCAGUUCACCCGGACGUUGGCGCUCAGGCCGCGAAAAUGGCGCUUUCCACCCUCAAGCAGGACCUCUCGAACCAAGACGAAGUUGUCUCCCAAAUUGUUUCCGCAUUCCCAUCACUUGUGGAUACUCAAUUGACCGAAGAGGAAAAGAAAACACGCCAGUCGUUGGCGCUUCUUGCAGAGCUUCUAGCACGAAAGGUGGACGCCAAAAUCUCGCUUCUAUAUGCGCUUGAAAAUUCACUCUCCUCCGAGUUAUCUUAUCUGAAAACCUCGUCCUCUGCAUCGGAAACAGUGUUCCAAGAUGCACCGCCCAAGUCGGCCAACAUUGAGGCUUUACAUCAAUAA
This is a messenger RNA of Mitosporidium daphniae, 1197 nucleotides long. RefSeq lists its product as uncharacterized. The coding region runs from base 1 to 1197 and encodes 398 amino acids. The record is from RefSeq and is a predicted model, not a curated record. Gene Ontology annotation, molecular function: protein binding. The transcript is spliced from 2 exons. Lineage: Eukaryota; Fungi; Microsporidia.